Messenger RNA from Macadamia integrifolia, 1717 nucleotides. RefSeq names its product homeobox-leucine zipper protein HOX3-like. The record is from RefSeq and is a predicted model, not a curated record. The transcript is spliced from 4 exons. Gene Ontology annotation, biological process: regulation of DNA-templated transcription. Gene Ontology annotation, molecular function: DNA-binding transcription factor activity, RNA polymerase II-specific; sequence-specific DNA binding. Lineage: Eukaryota; Viridiplantae; Streptophyta; Magnoliopsida; Proteales; Proteaceae. The coding region runs from base 763 to 1389 and encodes 208 amino acids.
AAAAAUGUUUAAUGCAUGAUUCUUUCUCUAGAAAUAAUAAAUUCAACAAAGUUUUUUAAACUUUCGUAAAUCAUCUGCAAUCGUUGUAUCCGUGUAAUGAGCAUUACGUAACUGAGAACUCUAUUGAGUGCGUGCUUAGAUGUUCUAUCUCACUACAAAGGAUGUGGACUCUUUCUAAACCCAAUAUCGUUUCUAAAAUUUGUAGUGAUUUUUUUGAAUUAUUUAUCUUAAAAGGGCAUAUCAUGCGGGGUAAUUUGCUGAAUAUUUUUAUUGGAUGAACUAUUUAAGGAAAAAGCAUAUCAUAGGUUUAGGUACUCAUACUGGAUUAUUGGUUAAGGGUCCAAAGAGAAUAAAUUAGCUUUUUUUUUUUUCUUUUAUGAGAAUAAUAUUCUCUCCGAAUUUUGUCUUGGAAAAAGGAUUUUUUUUUUUCUGAAAAGAUAAAAAGAAAAAAAAUAGAUGGAAGAAAGGAAUCGCCUAAACAGGAAACCUGCCGGCUAUUCUCCCCUCAAUAAAAUCAUCUGUACAACACCUGGCCAACAUCUGACGGCGAGACAGUUUUCCAUUUUGACAUGACAAAUUCAAGUCAAAAACCCUAGGGAAAGCGGAAAGCCGAAAGCCAAUCAGUUCCACGCUCACCUCUCCUCCCCCUCUUCCCUUCCUGACCCCUGUCCUGACCCCUGACAUCUAUUUAUAUCUUGAGCCUUUACUAAACUUUUACCCUGUUUCAGUUGUCUCUUCUGCUAUUCUCUUCUCUGCAAUUCCAUGGCGGUGCUACCUCCAACCCCUUCUUGCUUAGAGUUGACCAUAUCAGUUUCUGGGGUCACUUCAUCCCCAUCUCAUCCGUCUUCUGGAACAGAGGAAGAAUGGAUGAUGAUGGGAAGCGCAGAGGACGAUGAAAAGAGCGGUGGUGGCCCUCCACUUAAGAAGCUUCGUCUCACAAAGGAACAGUCUCGUCUUCUCGAAGAAAGCUUCGCAGAGAACCACACCCUUAAUCCUAGGCAAAGAGAAGCUUUGGCUUUACGGUUGAAGCUAAAACCAAGACAAGUGGAAGUCUGGUUUCAAAAUCGCAGAGCCAGGACGAAGUUGAAGCAGACGGAAAUAGAGUGCGAGUACCUGAAGAGGUGGUUCGGAUCAUUGACGGAGGAGAACCGGAGGCUACAGAAGGAGGUGGAAGAGCUGCGUGGUAUGAGGGUGGGGCAUCCGACGGUGAUGUCUCGCCGCAGCUGCGAGCCUCAGCCGGCGUCGACGCUGUCGAUGUGUCCGAGAUGCGAGCGUGUGACAAGCAGGAGCGGCGGCCAAGCAAUCGACAAGGGCCCCGCAACCUCCACGGGCAUGUCGACCUUGUCGAGCUUCUACCACCACUCCACACAACCUUCCGCCGCUUGCUAAGAUCUAAAGAUGCUAAGCUCGAAAUCAAUCUUCCAAAAUUAAUCAUUCACUUGAGAAGAAAAAGAAGAAUGCUAGACUAUAGAUAAUACAUAAUAGAAUCGGACUUUUAGACUUGACUUUUUUUUUUUUGGUGGCUAUUGAGGAAUUAUGCUGUGUAUACUUCAUCUCAGUAGGACUUGUAACUGCAGAUGAUCGGACGGCCAUUGUGGGGUUUAUUGUAUAGAAAGUCUUUUGAGUCUUAGGUGCAUGGGCAGUGGCAGUGGGGCCAGGAAUAUUUUCAUGUAAAGGAUCGGAAUUUGUUUUUAUCUUUUGAGCUGACCUUGUUAAA